AUGCAAAAUCUAUCACACCCCGAACAAUUCAUCUGGGGUAAUACUCGUCGUAAGACUUGCGAUGAAUGCAAAAAAAAUCGUGACCGAAGAAAACAGGAUCUCGACUUCCUUGAUUUGGGAGAUUUCAUCGAAAAUGAAAAACGAAAUCUGACAGCUGAUACAAGCACCAACGGAGUUGCCGAUAUAGCUUAUCAUACACAUCUGUUGGUACAUAUGAAUACUGAUACCCAGAAUAUAACACCAAAAGAAGCUGCUAACCUAAUUAUAACUGAAAUAGAAAGCAGAGACGAUUACUCUUGGAAGUAUGUAUAA
Molecule: messenger RNA, 312 nt
Organism: Racocetra persica
Lineage: Eukaryota; Fungi; Glomeromycota; Glomeromycetes; Diversisporales; Gigasporaceae
Source: the annotation of a GenBank genome assembly